Aspergillus welwitschiae is the source of this 2313-nucleotide messenger RNA. Its product is annotated as ubiquitin C-terminal hydrolase family protein. The transcript has 5 exons. The record is from RefSeq and is a predicted model, not a curated record. Bases 1 to 2313 code for a protein of 770 amino acids. Gene Ontology annotation, cellular component: cytosol; nucleus. Gene Ontology annotation, molecular function: cysteine-type deubiquitinase activity; cysteine-type endopeptidase activity. NCBI's taxonomy places the organism in Eukaryota, Fungi, Ascomycota, Eurotiomycetes, Eurotiales, Aspergillaceae. Gene Ontology annotation, biological process: protein deubiquitination.
AUGAGUGGCAUCCAUAGGUUUCUCACCAGACGUGAGAAGAAAAAUGCCAAAGAAGAGGCAUCAAACCUCCUUUCGCGCCCCCAUUUUCGUGGGUUUUUCUCCUCCGAUAAACUUCCUACCGGGGAUACCAAUGAAAAUCAGAAGAAGGUGAAUACAAAUGGGGACAUCAAGGUCUUAGAGCAACGUGUCGCACAGCUCGGUAUCACUGGCUUACGGACCGAACACAUCAGUUAUGCCCUGCAGUCAGAGCACGCCAAAGGGGAUGUAGACAAGGCAUUCGAGAUGCUCAUGAUUCUUGAGGAUGCGAUCGAGGGGAUAAUAAGAGGAUACACGCCAACCACGAAGCUUCUUGGAGCGGUCAACCGUGAAGGCGUCACUUGCUACCUAGAUGCACUACUCUUUGCCAUGUUCGCCCGAUUGGAUUGCUUCGAGGCAAUUCUCUACAAGUCUUUCAAUGAUGAGCCCCGCCGGAAAUUGUCGGUGCUGUUGCGACUCUGGGUCAACAUGCUGCGGUCGGGGAGGCUUAUUACAACGGACCUUACCAAACAUCUGCAGGACGCCCUUGCUGAAUGCGGCUGGGAAGAUGCGGCCAAGCUUCGCCAACAGGAUACGUCUGAAGCGUUCACGUUCAUCACGGAGAAGCUGGAAUUACCUCUUCUCACACUGAAGAUGGACAUAUACCAUACCGGAAAAGAGGAUGUAACCGGCGAUCAUAAAUUUGUCAAUGAGAGACUGCUAGAAGUUGCGAUACCUGAGCCAGCUGAUGGCGAGACCGUUACUCUGGAAGACUGCUUGGAGUCAUACUUCAACAAUAGGAUCGAGGUCAAGCGGCAUCUGGAGCGGCGUUACACUGUGGGUUCAGUCAAAUCAAUGGAUUCCAUAGCCAAAGGCUGUACGACACAUGUUGAGACCAUUGAGGUCGGCUCACCCUUGUCACCAGCUUCAAGCCAGUCAUAUUCUCCGCUAGACGAUGUCACACCAGUGGCCUCGCUGACGGAAGUGGUCGACUCGGCCCCCCCUCCAUACCGACGGAGCAGCAUCGUCCAGGAACGAUUUAUCCCUGGCGAUGAAAAUGCUCAGGACGGUACGAUGAGCUCUCAAAGGAGAGGCUCGUACAGGAAGGAGGUCAUGAUGCCCGCCUGGCAGUUCUUCAGUCUCAUACCAUGGUAUACGGACAACACCCCGACAAAUGACGCCCAGGUCGCCGCGCACUUUUCUUCGAAGCGACCAAUCCUUGGCAUGUGUCUCAAGCGCUAUUCCAUGACACCCACAGGGAAAGCAGUACGGCUCAACACAUUCAUAGAUAUUCCGACCGAGAUCGGGUUGCCCCAUUUUAUUCAGGAUGAUAGUAUGGAGGAAGAAGGCCCUAUCUACGGAAAUUUCAAGCUGUCUUUGCAGGCAAUGGUCUGCCAUCGAGGUACCUCAGUCGAUUCCGGGCACUACAUAUCAAUUGUCAGGGGUACCAGUGCUGGCGCGCCUCCAGCCAGUUCUCAUGGUUCAGACCAGGAGGCAACCACUUCUGACGCCUCAAGAUAUUGGAUGCGGUUUGAUGACCUGGCAAAAGAGCGAGUAACGCUAGUCGACAUCGAGCAGGCUUUGAAACACGAGUCGCCGUACCUCUUAUUCUACCAGAUCUUGCCUAUCAAUGAGGAUGCUGCGGCAGCCAAUCUGUUCGACAAACCGCCUUCCUCUGAGUUGUCAAUGGAUUUUCGGGAUACAGAGAAUGCCAAUAUGGUGCAGAAACCACAAAACCUAUCUGUGGAAGAUAUCGGUGGUGCUCGCGCGGAGGGAUACGCUUCAGGUCGGCCUAGUUUCGAAAUCACCGGGCCUGACGGUGCAGAUCCUGCCCCUAUGGAUCACAACAGCAGAAAGCAGAGUGUGGCAUUCUCUGAAGUUUUUGAUCCGACCUCGAUGCAGUCAUACGCGCCGACUUCGCCGAGACUUACUCCAAGAGAUGAUGAUGGCAGGGCCUCGUUCUCAUUCUCUCGACGCAGUUCGAGGCAUACAAGGAGCAAUCCAGGCAGUCGUGCAGGGAGCCAGGCAAGCGAGAGCAGAAUUAGCACGACCUUUUCACGAUUUACCGGGCGACGCAGUCGAGAGAAGUUCACCAACGAUGGAGUCUCUGAAGGCGAGGUGGAUGAGUUAACGGAAAAUGAACUGGGACCGACGGAGAAAUUCAGUCCUCCAAGCGGUGAGCGCAAGGACAAAAGCCCCCGACGGACUAGGGACUCCGAGCGAGUUAGAGACAAGCUGAAGGACAAAUCUCGGGAGAAGAUUGGACGGAAGCUCGACCGGGAGUGUGUCGUGAUGUGA